This is a messenger RNA of Pristis pectinata (smalltooth sawfish), 2613 nucleotides long. Its product is annotated as atrial natriuretic peptide receptor 2-like. Bases 1 to 2613 code for a protein of 870 amino acids. Gene Ontology annotation, biological process: protein phosphorylation; intracellular signal transduction; cGMP biosynthetic process. The transcript is spliced from 25 exons. Gene Ontology annotation, molecular function: protein kinase activity; guanylate cyclase activity; peptide receptor activity. Lineage: Eukaryota; Metazoa; Chordata; Chondrichthyes; Rhinopristiformes; Pristidae. The record is from RefSeq and is a predicted model, not a curated record.
AUGGACAUGCUUGCACAGAGCUGGCACGACCUGGACAAUGUUGAAUAUGACUGCUGGCCUAUGAAAAAUCCGGAUGAACACAACAUGAUCGAUUGCGCUGGAUUGGAGAUGAGCUGGGUGGACAGACCUCCGGAGAAGGUGCGGAGUGGAGAGGAGUUUAACGUCACCUACGCCGUCAGUGUUUCUGAUAGCUUCUAUCAGAUGGCUGUCACAAACGGGAUCCUGAAGUACAGUUACAUUGACAACGCAAGUGAAGCUAAGCGGUUCUGUGAAGAAAAGGAGUGUCCUUCGAACUGGAAACACGCAACGGAAGACAACUGUUGCAUUUACCACGCAAACGUCCACUCGUGUCCAAUGGCCUUCAUGAAAAAAGGUGGAAUCUGUGGCCCCUGGAUUCCAGAUGAUGGGGAAAUUGUGACUCACACCGUAUCACAAGCUGGAAAAAUGUCCCAACAAAACUGGACCACCAAGGUUGUGUUAGUCCACGUCGGAGUGACUUCAUUAAUUGCACACAUUAAAGUGGGCCAAAUGCACGCUGCUUUGGAAGCAAAGACGACAGUACAAAGUGCACAAGUCUGUGAUGAUGGAGUCUGUGAUGAGGACGAGCGAUGUGACACCUGUCCUGCUGACUGUGGAUCGUGUCCCAUGUCCAUUGGGAUCAAAGCUUCAAUCGGACUUCCAAUUACCUUCUUCUGUACUGGGUUUAUCCUCACACUGGUGUGGAUGCAGUAUCAGAAGCAGAAGUUGCUGUGGGAUGAGAGCUGGAUCAUCAGUCUGAAGGAGAUGAGCCCAGGCAGCAGGUUCCUCGUGGGAAUCGGUAGCGUCGCAACUGUCCGACAAACCAAUGGCAUUUCGAACCUGAGUGAGGUGACUGAUGCUUCUGCAAGUGGAUAUGCUGCAAGCCCAGUCCACAAGCCGGGCUUUAUACAGACCGGCAUCUAUGACGGACGGACAGUGGCCAUCAAAAGAAUACGCAAGAAAACCUUUACUCUCUCAAAAACCAUCAGAAAAGAAGUAAAGCAAGUGAGGGAACUCGAUCAUCCAAAUCUUUGCAAGUUUAUUGGUGGAUCUGUGGAGGUGCCCAACGUUACCAUAGUUACUGAAUACUGCCCUAAAGGGAGCCUGUCCGAUGUUCUGUUCAAUGAUGACAUUCCCCUGAAUUGGGGGUUCAGACUGUCGUUUGCCACUGAUGUGGCUCGGGGAGUGGCCUAUCUCCACCAGCACAAAGUCUACCAUGGGAGACUGCAGUCAACCAACUGUGUCAUCGAUGACAGAUGGGUGUGCAAGAUCGCAGACUACGGGUUAGCGGUCUACAGGAGGGACGAUUUUGAGGAACUUACCAUUGGUUUUGUUCCAAGGAUGGGCCGCAUUUACUGCGCUCCUGAAGUGAUUGCAGGCACCUCUUCCAACAUGAGUCCCACAGCAGAUGUCUAUAGCUACUCUAUAAUACUGCUUCAAAUUGCAACACGAUGUGAUCCAGUGCCGGGCGAUGUUGAUCUGGGCAAGGUUGAGCUGACCUGGCGUCCUAAUCUUCCCAAAAUUCACGCUGGAAAGUCCGACAGCGAUUGUCCAACACAGCAAGACUACGAUGAGUUGAUAAAGAAGUGUUGGGCUCACAAUCCUCUCCUGAGGCCGACGUUUGAACAAGUUAAGAAGAUGCUUGAGAAAAUGAAUCCCAAUAAAGUCAGCCCAGUGGAUAUGAUGAUGAAUUUGAUGGAAAAGUACAGCAAGCACUUGGAAGUUAUUGUGGCUGAAAGGACCCAGGACCUGCUCCAGGAGAAGCAGAAGACGGACUCCCUCCUGUACAGCAUGUUACCAAGAGCAGUGGCUGAUGAUCUUCGUCAGGGGAUUGCUUCCGAGGCACAAAGUUACUCCAACGCCACCGUCUACUUCAGCGAUAUUGUCGGCUUCACCCAGUUGUCCAGUGCCAGCACUCCUUACCAAGUCGUGGACUUCCUCAAUCGUCUGUACACCACCUUCGAUGACAUCAUCGACAACUACGACGUCUACAAGGUCGAAACAAUUGGAGAUGCUUAUAUGGUCGUUUCCGGGGUUCCCAAAGAAAACGGCCUCAACCACGUGGGCGAGAUUGCGAGCAUGGCCUUGGAUCUGGUUUCUGUCUGCAGGUCCUUUGUGAUCCCACACAAGCCGGAUGUGAAUUUGAAAAUCCGGGCAGGCAUCCACUCAGGUCCUGUUGUGGCGGGUGUGGUUGGAACCAAAAUGCCGCGAUACUGUUUGUUCGGAGACACGGUGAAUACUGCGUCAAGGAUGGAGUCAACGAGUGAAGCAUUAAAAAUUCAAUGCAGCUCCAGUUCCUCUGAGCUGCUGAAAGAAAUCGGUGGUUACAUCCUGACCUGUCGUGGUCCGCUCCUUGUGAAGGGGAAGGGUGAGAUGAUCACCUGGUGGCUCGAUGGGAAGGAAUGUGACGGAUCAGAUCGGAGAACAGCCUCCGUCACUCCGGCACCGCGCCCGCAUUCUCCGGAGAUCGCCAGCAACGCCUGCAACCUCGCCCCGCACCAAGGUGAGAAACUCCUCGCUAAACUUCGCCUCUCAGUUGCCUUGGCCGGCGAGUUCUCCUCUGCAGUGGCGACGUGUCCCAGGAGUUACAAGUAA